This is a messenger RNA of Blepharisma stoltei, 516 nucleotides long. NCBI's taxonomy places the organism in Eukaryota, Ciliophora, Heterotrichea, Heterotrichida, Blepharismidae. The record is from the annotation of a GenBank genome assembly.
AUGCUGAUACAAGCAAACUAUUUCAAUUCCUUUUAUCAAAUAAAGUUUUUUAUGCGGAUAAGUUGAUAUAAAGAUGGAGUAUCAAUUAGGCAGAAAAGAUCAGAAAUAAUAAAACUCAAGCAAAACAAAAAGCUAAAAAGCAAAAAAAAAGCAGUACCUAAAAUUCGUAAAGAAAGAAUUCCAACUACUAGCAACUUUGCUCUGCGAAAUAAAGCUAGGCUGAAAUAUCAUAAUUGAAAUUAUGGGUAUUACUAUUCUUUAUUUUAUAGUGGCCUAGAAACUCCAUUUGGUGGCGAUGACGAAGAGGAAAUUGCUAUAGUAAAUACAAGCGUACACGAAAACGAAAAAUUAUUUAAAAAAUCUGAUGCUAUUCUUAAUACAGAGUAUGAAUAUUUGAAACCUAUGAUUCAUUAUAAAAAAUUCAAUUUUUACAAUUACUCAAAAACAUAUUUAAAGCACGUCUCUAUGAAAGAUGUUACUCAUGCAUUUUUUUUAUGCUGCCUAAUGGAUUUCUAA